Sugiyamaella lignohabitans is the source of this 1698-nucleotide messenger RNA. Its product is annotated as Sucrose transport protein SUC5. Bases 1 to 1698 code for a protein of 565 amino acids. Gene Ontology annotation, cellular component: membrane. Gene Ontology annotation, molecular function: sucrose:proton symporter activity. The record is from RefSeq and is a predicted model, not a curated record. Gene Ontology annotation, biological process: transmembrane transport. The transcript has a single exon. Lineage: Eukaryota; Fungi; Ascomycota; Dipodascomycetes; Dipodascales; Trichomonascaceae.
AUGCCGCGAAGAGACAGUUCGGCGCCGUUGCUAUCGCAGCCCUUGGACGUUCACGAUGUAGUCAAUCCGACUAGAACUUUUACUUAUAUUCUUUUGGUUACGAUAAUUGUAGGUGGUUUACAGCUUUCUUGGUCAACAGAGUUCUCAAAUGGUACCCCCUAUUUACUCUCUCUUGGUAUGUCCAAGACUAUGAUGAGUCUAGUAUGGAUUGCUGGCCCUCUGUCUGGUACUCUUGGUCAGCCCAUAGUUGGUGUUAUCAGUGAUGAAUCCAGAUGGAAAUAUGGGAGAAGACGUCCUCUUAUUAUAUUCGGUGCUCUGGCCACUAUUACAAGCUUACUGGUAUUGUCAUGGUCAAAAGACAUUGUUUAUUGGUUUAGUUUUGAUAAACACUCACUAUCAGAAGAUCAAUUGAGACAGCGAACUAUCCCAUUUGCUGCUCUUUUUGUGUACGUCCUAGAUUUCUCUAUUUCAGUCAUUCAAGCUGCUUCAAGAGCCUAUAUCGUCGAUAAUGUGCCUACCCAUCAGCAAAACGAUGCUAAUGCGUGGGCUGCUAGAAUGACUGGAAUUGGCAAUAUCUUCGGAUAUGUUCUUGGGUCUAUGAAUCUUGUAAAAGCAUUUCCCUGGCUGGGUAAUACUCAGUUCAAGGUUCUCAGUGCAUGGGCAUGUAUAGCUCUUGUAGUCACUGUUACCCCAGCUGUUAUCUAUGUCACAGAACGCGAUCCCAACACAGAUCCUACUAUUGUUUCUCCACCUCAACGUGCUGAGAAUAUUGGAAAGUCCAAAAUUCGUCAGAUCUACAAUGAUACAUAUCAUGCUAUUGUCAGACUGUCUCCUCAGACUCGCUUACUGUGCAAUGUUCAGUUCUUUGCAUGGAUUGGUUAUUUCCCCAUGCUCUUCUAUACAACUACCUAUGUUGGAGAUAUAUAUCGGCGAGAAAUUCUUGCCAGUCGACCAACUGAUGCGCCUCCAUUAACUCAGCAUGAACUCGAUGAAUUAUGGGAAGAAGGGACAAGAAAAGGUGCUUAUGCCCUGGUUAUUUACUCCAUUACAUCUCUCAUUGCCAACUUUGUCCUUCCUUACAUGGUUAGUGACAAGUACUAUAAAACACACAGAGUCACUGGAGAUAUUGACGAAGAUGAGGACGAUGCUGAUAGCACUAUCCAUACCACGACUCAGUUCAAACUUAGACGCAGAUUUGAAAAUUUUGUAGACAAAUACCGCACAUCAGUCGCCAAAAUGUGGACUGCUUCCCACAUUCUGUUUGCAAUCACCAUGUUCUCGACCUUCUGGGUCAAGACCACAUCACAGGCAACUGCCCUGGUCGGUGUUCUUGGUGUUUGUUGGGCCGUGGCUCAUUGGGCUCCAUUUACUAUUAUUUCCGAGGAAAUCUCUCGUGUCAAGGAAAAGAAAGCUCGUGCCCAGGUUUUGGGAACCGAAAAUGACGGUCAUAAAUAUCACAACUACGAGCACGAAGCUGGCAUUGUUUUGGGUGUUCACAAUGUUUUUGUGGCUGCUCCACAAAUGAUCUCUUCGCUUAUGAGCAGUAUUCUCUUCUUAUUUUUCGAUGCUGACGGCUCUGGGGACAGUAUUGGCUGGGUUUUCCGUUUCGGUGGUGUCUUCACCCUCGUGGCCAUCUAUCUCUCACUCUUUAUUAAAGAACCGCAUGUUCUCGACACCGAGGACGAACUAGACUAUUAA